Molecule: messenger RNA, 996 nt
Organism: Acanthosepion pharaonis
Lineage: Eukaryota; Metazoa; Mollusca; Cephalopoda; Sepiida; Sepiidae
Source: the annotation of a GenBank genome assembly
AUGAUAGUUCUUUUUGCCACUUCCUGUGAGUCAUGUGUUCAUAUGUCGCUGUUGUUUCUUAUACACUAUCUAUCUAUCUAUCUAUCUAUCUAUCUAUCUAUCUAUCUAUCUAUCUAUCCUAUUAAUAUAUAUCUAUCUAUCUAUCGAUCUAUCCUAUUAAUAUAUAUCUAUCUAUCGAUCUAUGUUAGCCUAUUAAUAUCUAUCUGUCUAUCUAUCUAUCUAUCUAUCUAUCUAUCUAUCUAUCUUAGCCUAUUAAUAUAUAUCUAUCUAUCUCCUAUAAAUAUCUAUCUAUCUAUCUAUCUAUCUAUCUAUCUAUCUAUCUAUCUUAGCCUAUUAAUAUCUAUCUAUCUAUCUAUCUCUGUCAUUUCAUAUCUAUAUUCGUUGUUCACUGGAAAUUUAAUCUAUCUAUCUAUCUAUCUAUCUAUCUAUCUAUCUAUCUAUCUAAUUCCCUUUUGCGCCUUCUUUAAUAAAAAAAAUAGUCGAGUUUGUUCCUCUCUGCUGGUCUGUCUGUCUGUCUAUCUAUCUAUUCUAUCAGAACCUCAACAAGAACUAACACGAAAUUUUAACACCAAUCUACGGAAAGUAAUCAACUUGUUUAUUUUCAACAACAUUUAUGUCAGUCAACUUCUCUCUCUCCCUCUUUCUCUCUAUCUCUUUCUCUCUCUCUCUCUCUCUCUCUCUCUCUCUCUCUCUCUACUUCAACUGAUAAGAUUAUCUAUCUAUCUAUCUAUCUAUCUAUCUAUCUAUCUAUCUAUCUAUCUAUCUGUCUGUCUGUCUGCUGUACUCUGUUCAUAUCUAUCUCUUUAUUUUUUGUUUUAUUUUCUUUAUUUCACAGUAAAUACUAUCUAUCUAUCUAUCUAUCUAUCUAUCUAUCUAUCUAUCUAUCUAUCUAUCUAUCUAUCUAUCUAUCUAUCUCAGUCCGUAUCUAGCUGUCUAUCUAAAUUUUUGCAUUAUUUACUUUAUUUCACAAACAUCUCUUUCUCUCUCUCUCUCUAG